This is a messenger RNA of Pantherophis guttatus, 3467 nucleotides long. It is a transcript of the gene MICU2, whose product is annotated as mitochondrial calcium uptake 2. Lineage: Eukaryota; Metazoa; Chordata; Lepidosauria; Squamata; Colubridae. The record is from RefSeq and is a predicted model, not a curated record. Gene Ontology annotation, molecular function: calcium ion binding. Gene Ontology annotation, cellular component: uniplex complex. Gene Ontology annotation, biological process: mitochondrial calcium ion homeostasis; calcium import into the mitochondrion.
UCCGGGAAAAUGGCGGCGGCGUGGGGUGCCGCUUGGGCCGCUCUGGUCCGCAAUUGCGGGAGGCGCGGGGCGCUCGUGCUUGGCAGCUUCCGAGGGCGCAAAGGCUGGACGGGACCGUGGCUCGCAACCGCCUCCCUGCUCGGAGGAGGCGCCUUGGUGGGCUCCUGCAGAGGGUGGAGCGGGCGGGAGGGGACCGGCGGCUUCUUCCUGGUCCUGGCGCAGAAGGAAGAUGCUGUGGAUGAAGAGAUGGCAGAAAAGCUUUCCAUUCGAAAGCAACGUUUUAUGAAAUUUGCUUCUUUGGAGUAUGGAGGAGAAUAUUACAUGACUCCAAGAGAUUUCCUGUUCUCAGUUAUGUUUGACAAAUCAGAGCGUAAAACUUUGGCCAAGAAACUGACAAAAAAGGAAAUAGAUUCUACCCUAGCAAAUGUUACGAAGGCUAGACCAGGACCAACCUUUUUUAGAGAACUUGGAGACAGAGGAUUGAUUUCCUACACAGAGUACCUCUUUUUGCUGACAAUACUCACAAAACCACAGACUGGAUUUCAGAUUGCUUUUAAAAUGUUGGAUGCAGAUGGCAAUGAACAAGUAGAGAAAAAAGAAUUCUUUAAGCUUCAGAAAAUAAUUGGAAAGCAAGAUGAGUUUAAAACAGCUUCAGGAGAUGACAUCCUGUCUCAGGAACCAGAAAUGGAAGGUGCUGAUAUCAACACCAUGUUACUGGUCCACUUUUUUGGAAAGGGAGGAAAAGAUAAACUUCAGUAUUCGGAAUUCCAAAGAUUUAUGCAGGAUUUACAAGCAGAAGUGCAAGAAAUGGAAUUCAAUCAGUUUUCCAAAGGCCUGACCUUCAUGAGAAAGGAAGAUUUUGUAGAGUGGUUGCUGUAUUUCACUGAUGAAGAAAAUAAUGAAAUUUAUUGGCAAAAUGUGAAAGAGAGAAUCCAAGCAGGAGAGAGUAUCAGUAUGGAUGAAUUUAAGACUUUCUGCCAAUUUACAAACCGUUUAGAAGAUUUCUCAAUUGCUCUGAAAAUGUUUACUGUAGCCAGCCGUCCAGUUAAACGGGCGGAGUUCAAGAGAGCUGUGAAAGUGGCUACAGGGCAGGAGCUCUCAGAUAAUGUUUUGGACACCAUCUUCAAGAUCUUUGAUUUAGAUGGAGAUAAUUGCCUCAGCCACGCAGAGUUCCUUGGAGUCCUCAAAAACAGGAUGCAUCGUGGAUUAAGGGUGCCUCAGCAACAAGGAGUCCAAGGUUACUGGAAAUGUGUGAAACAAGAAACCAUUAAAGGAGCAAAAGAAGUUUGGAAGCAAACUGGGAAGAGUCCUUUUUAAAUGUAUUUGUAAGAUCGUUUGUGACUCAGCUUUCUGAUUCUGCUUUGUUUUUCAUGUAUUGGUUUACAGAUUGGCUAUCCUAGACGAAGUGCAAUCAUUUAAUACCAUUAAAUAUCGGACACUUCCAUUAUUUGAUUUUGAUAGUGGUGGGCAUGAAAAAAAAAAAUGCGUUUUGUGUUUCGGAAUCAUUCAGGGGUGCUGCAGUUUGAUAGAACUGAAACCCCCAAAGCACUUUUGGUUGUAUUUUAACUGAAACAAAACUGGGAGGCGCUUUCUUAGCUUGGCCCUCUUCCCCUCCUCUAGCAAAUGGCUCCUCUAGCAAAUGGCCCAUCUGUUGCUCUUCCCAGCCCUUCCUGUUCCUUGCCCUUAGCUGCUGAUGUCCUUGGCUUCAAUCAUGACAUAACCACCAGCCCAAAUCAGUACCAUAUCUACCUUCCUUUCCUCCCUUCCCCUUUGCCACUACCAUUUCCAGCUUGCUUGGCUUCAAAUGCAGCAUAUGCAAUUGAUCCAUCCACUUUUUAGUAUCCACCUUCCUUUCCUUGCCUCCUUUGCCUGCAACCUCAUUGGCCUUUUCCUGCUCUCUCUCUCUCUGUCUCUCCCCAAAGCAUUUCUCUUUUAAAUAUGCUAGUUUUGAUCCUGUGGCAGACCACCUGAAACUAGUCCUUCCAUGCAUAGAACACUUUGCACAUCCCUACAGCAAUAGAAUUUGCUUUAGGAUUAUUUUGGAUGGUACUCAUGUUCUCACAGAUGGAUAGUUUUCCAGCCUAUCUGGAAUUUAGUACAGAUAGUCCUCAACUUACGACCAUAAUUGAGCCCAAAGGUUCCAUAGCUAAGCAAAACAUUUGUUAAGUGAAUCAUGCCCCAUUUUACAACUUUUUUGCGGCAGUCGUUAAAUGAAUUGCUGGAGUUGUUAAGUGAAUUGUGUGGUUCUUAAAUGAAUCUGGUUUCCCGCAUUGACUUCACUUGUCAGAAGCCAGCUGGGAAGAUUACAAAUGCUAGUUGCCAAGUCCCUAAAUUUUGAUCGUGAGGAUGCUACAAUGGUCGUAAGUGUGAAAACAGGUCAUAAGUCACUUUUUCCAGUGCCGUUAUAACUUUGAAUACUUGCUAAACAAAUGGUUGUUGCACUACUGGUUCGCUAUCAGUAGCGUGCACGGCACUUCUGCGCAUGCGCGGAGCAUUUUUGAUGGUGGGUGGCCGGAGCUUCCCGCCACCGCCACUACUGGUUCGGCCGAACCGGGGUGAACUGGGAGCAAUGCACCACUGGUUGUAAAUCAGGAAAUAUCUUUUAAAGGCAAGUUUCAUAGCACACAUGGGAACAUCCCCAUUUUUAAGAAUUAAAGGAAAGAAAAGUAUGAAAAAUACAACAAUGCAAUGGAAUGCAAUGGAAUUUUUACAAGUUUUUGAGCUUUAAAUAUCCAAUAUAAAUUCUAGGUAAGAAAUUAGUCAGCAAAAGGUAUUCUUAGAACACAGAACCUUAUAGACAUUUGAAAAUAUUUUUGCAUUUGGAGACCAGUUUUUAUUACAUUCUUCAUGUAUUCUGUACUUUAUUCUGUUUGCACAGGGGUUUGCAUCUUUCACUGUAAGCUGGAAAUACCAAAAUGUUUACAUAAGCUGGAAGAUUGUAAAUUGCACAAGUGUACAAAGAUUAGAAGCUAAACACAGUGAAGUCAUUAAAAGAAAACGAAUGUUAGCAUUAUAUAGGUACUAUAUAUUGAUUUGCCUACUGUCAAGUUCCAUCACAUCCAUUGUUUAAAUCCCUGACAACUCUCUGUAAUAAUUGCUUGACUUGAGCUAUGAAUGAAUAUUAAUAGCAUAUUAUACUUCCGGUGUAGUAUAUAGGCUAAAGGUUGGAUUAGGACCAAGGAAGCCUUCAUUCACAGUUUUAACAUUUAUUGGGCAACUUUGGGCCAAUCACUUGUAUUUAAGCCAGCCAUUUUCAUAGGAGAGUUGCAAUGUUGUUAAAAUGACAGAAGAGUCAUCUCUUCAUCUCCCAGAGCAAAGAGAGGAACAUACAUGUUGAAGUGACUGUUUUUCACUCCACUAACUUUCCCGAGGCUGGUCAUGAAAAAUUCAUUUUUUAAAAGCAUGCAUCUACAUAAGUUAUGUUUUCUGCCUGACCGCCACAGAAUAAAGUUUAGUUUUUAAACAUG